Messenger RNA from Archocentrus centrarchus (flier cichlid), 1250 nucleotides. Its product is annotated as CD276 antigen-like. Gene Ontology annotation, biological process: regulation of cytokine production; T cell receptor signaling pathway. Gene Ontology annotation, cellular component: external side of plasma membrane. Gene Ontology annotation, molecular function: signaling receptor binding. The record is from RefSeq and is a predicted model, not a curated record. The coding region runs from base 25 to 678 and encodes 217 amino acids. The transcript has 5 exons. NCBI's taxonomy places the organism in Eukaryota, Metazoa, Chordata, Actinopteri, Cichliformes, Cichlidae.
CACAGACUCAGUCACACAUCCAUCAUGUCUGUGAGCAGCUCGCUUUAUAAGCACUCUUCCUCUUCAUCACUGUGGACUUUUAUCCUGUGCUCAGCUUUCAGCGUCUGGACUCCGGUUCAAGGUGAGGUUCUGGUGAUUGGUUCAAAUCUUCCAAUCAUCGCUGCUCCUGGUGAUGAUGUGAUCCUGCCGUGCCACCUGGAGCCCUUGUUUGAUGUUCGGGGUCUGACGGUGGAGUGGUCCCAACCCGACCUGAAGCCCGACCCGUCAGACCGGCUGAGCCUAGUCGAGUACGUUCACCUGUACAGGGACAGGAAGGAGGUCCCCGACAUGAAGCUGGCAUCGUACUUCAGGAGGACGGAGCUGUUCAUGGACGACCUGAAACACGGGAACAUUUCACUGAAGAUCCUGAACGUGUCGGAGGAAGACAGCGGCAGAUACAGAUGUUUCAUCCCGAAGCUGCUUAGCAGAGUGAAGGCCGCCAUCGUUCAGCUCGUAGUUGAUCCAAACUUCACUAAAACAUCAAAGAUGGAGACGCAGCUGCAUCCCAGAAACUACCAAACUCCAAAUCCACAAGACAUAACUCCAGGAAGCGCGUGUCAGUCCAGGCUCUCUAAGGUCAGCGUUGUCAUAUCGGCUCUUGCUGCUUGUUUCUCUCACCACUCAUCACUUUGCAUCUGAAACUCAAUCUCUCAGCUGUGGCUGCUGUCACACACUGGAGGGUCUGCCUGGAAAACAUCAACCAAUGAAGGAACCCUGGGUCAAAACUGAUGGACACCAUGACUGGUUAAGGUCACCUUAAACCUUGCUCAAAGCGACCUGAUCAUCACUGACAGUGAUCCCUCUCAGAUGGACUUGCAGGUUUAUUUAACAGGUUUUCCUGGAUUUUUCCAACUCCACCCUUGGAAAGAAAUUCCCAUUGCUGUGAAAACUUUGGUCACACCCACAUGUGGAAAGGUUGAAAGAAACUGACCUGAAAAACAUGUGGCAGACCAUGAAGUUUGGAGAAACAUCAGCAGGCUUUGAUGCAUCAUAAACAGGGUUUAUGGAGACUGUAAACAACCUGAGUUCUUAUCUGAAAGGGCAAACUGUGCUUUGAAAAGUUCUUCUUGUUUUAACUCUUUAUUAAUGUCCUCUAAUUUAUUAUUUUAUUUGACCUUCAAGACUGAUAUGCUGUGACUAUAUGAAACUGUAAGUUGAAUUAGAAUGUUCCAGUACUUCAUGCCAUCUCAUAGAAUGCAGUCUGACCCAGA